Huiozyma naganishii CBS 8797 is the source of this 1233-nucleotide messenger RNA. It is a transcript of the gene UBX4, whose product is annotated as Ubx4p. The coding region runs from base 1 to 1233 and encodes 410 amino acids. The record is from RefSeq and is a predicted model, not a curated record. The transcript has a single exon. Lineage: Eukaryota; Fungi; Ascomycota; Saccharomycetes; Saccharomycetales; Saccharomycetaceae. Gene Ontology annotation, molecular function: protein binding.
AUGGGUGCUGUGACGGUACAACACGAGUUCCGUGCGUACACCGUGGAGCUGGAUGCCAAUUCGGUUUUAAAACAGGCCCUGGAGCAGUCUGUUGCUCACUUCAGACCAGGAAGAUCGGCCGAUGAGUUCUCAUUCAUGCAUGGUGGCAAAACUGUCCCACUCGAUACGCCUUGGAGGUUGAUGAACUUACCACAGGGAGCUAAUUUGCAAUUAGUAGAAGACCGCGUGCGGGCUUCUGUGGCGACGUCGAAAUCUAUGAAAGUGAGGUUCCAGGUUGCAGGUCUUGGCUCUGUUGUCAGGGAAGUGGUUACAACUGAUUUGGUCGCUAACGUCCUCGCAGAAGUGAAAGUCGAACAGAAUUGGUCUCAGGUUGAUCUAGAAAGCAUCACCAUCCGUGUUUUGUCCAUAAUUAUAAAGUACGCUGAUCUGAUUGGUAAGACGUUCCAGGAUUUGGGAAUCAACUCCUCUACGUCGAUAACAAUCAACCUACCCACCACAGCAACAGUGCCAGUCCCAACAAAAACCGUGCCAGAAUCCACCAGUACCACUGAUACUGAAUCUAGAUCCUCUAAAACAACAGCAGUUCGUGAGUCAACACCAUUGCAUAAACCUAUAGUGUACAUCUCCUCAGAUAAUGCAGCAUCCACAAUAUCAGACCAGUCAACCGACGAAGAUGCUUACGAGUUAACUGUAGAGCAGGCACAAAGAUACCAAAGGAUGCUAUCAAAGCAGGCUGGUGGUCUUGGUGGACCGCUACUAACCAAAAGACUAAGAGAACAACAAGAUCAACAAAAGCGCAGACCAACCAUCAAGGAAUGCUUGAUAAGAGUUAAAUUUCCUGAUAGAACGUUUAUGGAAAUGGCGUUCCAACCGAGCGAGACGUCUUCAGAUAUAUAUAACCAUGUGAAAAAGAAUUUGAAGGACGAGUCGAUGUCUUUCAACUUGUACGAACCAAAUCCGUACAAGUUGCUAAUCGCGUACGAUGAUAAAGAAUUAGUACGCGAUUUUAAUUACGGUUCCAAGACUGUUCUUCUUUUUGAACCCGAGGACAAGCACAACAAAGGCCCAUAUUUGAAGGGUGCACUCGUAGAUCAGGCGAAAACUUUAACCGAUAUGGUCAAAAGCGCAUUUGAACCCACACCAACAUCUCACAAACAAGCGGAGGAAAAACCCGUAAAGGUUAAAAAGACAUUGGAUAAAGUGCCCAAGUGGCUGAAACUAAGUAAAAAGUAA